Messenger RNA from Phyllostomus discolor (pale spear-nosed bat), 4480 nucleotides. RefSeq names its product cat eye syndrome critical region protein 2. NCBI's taxonomy places the organism in Eukaryota, Metazoa, Chordata, Mammalia, Chiroptera, Phyllostomidae. The record is from RefSeq and is a predicted model, not a curated record. Gene Ontology annotation, molecular function: protein binding. The transcript has 18 exons. Bases 129 to 4376 code for a protein of 1415 amino acids. Gene Ontology annotation, cellular component: CERF complex. Gene Ontology annotation, biological process: chromatin remodeling.
GGAGCCGCCGCCCGCGCCCCUGCCCCCGCCCGCGGAGCUGAGGCGGGAGUCCGGCGGGCAGCGUGGGGCCGCGAGGCGCGCGUCGAGCUCGGGGCCGGCGCUCCGGCCGCGAGCGCCGGGGCCGGGAGAUGUGCCCGGAGGAGGGCGGUGCGGCCGGGCUGGGCGAGCUCCGCUCCUGGUGGGAAGUCCCGGCCAUCGCGCACUUCUGCUCGCUCUUUCGCACCGCGUUCCGCCUGCCCGACUUCGAGAUCGAGGAGCUGGAGGCGGCGCUGCACCACGACGACGCCGAGUUCAUCAGCGACCUCGUCGCCUGCCUGCUGCAGGGCUGCUACCAGCGCAGGGACAUCACGCCCCAGACCUUCCACAGCUACCUCGAGGACAUCAUCAACUACCGCUGGGAGCUGGAGGAGGGGAAGCCCAACCCGCUGAGGGAGGCCCGCUUCCAGGACCUGCCCCUGCGCACGCGGGUGCAGAUCCUGCACCGGCUCUGCGACUACCGGCUGGACGCCGACGACGUCUUCGACCUGCUCAAGGGCCUGGAUGCGGACAGCCUCCGCGUGGAGCCACUGGGGGAGGACAACUCGGGGGCGCUGUACUGGUACUUCUAUGGCACGCGGAUGUACAAGGAGGACCCGGCGCCGGGGAAGCCCGGCGGGGAGCUCGCCUGCAGCAGGGAGAGCGAAGGACAGAAAGGUGUCUCUGGUGUUCCUGGGAAAACGGGAAAGAGGAGAGGAAGGCCCCCCAAGCGGAAGAAACUGCAGGAGGAGGCUGCAGCGAGCGGAAAGCAGGACGGAAGCUCCUCGGCGCCCGAGCUGCGGGCGAGAAAUGGCUCCCAAGGGCCCGGCCAAGGCACCUGGUGGCUCCUGUGCCAGACGGAGGAGGAGUGGAGACAGGUCACGGAGAGCUUUCGGGAGAGGACCUCCCUCCGGGAGCGGCAGCUCUACAAGCUCCUCAGCGAGGACUUCCUGCCCGAGAUCUGCAGCAUGAUCGCGCAGAAGGAGACGCCCCUGCUGGCCCGGAUGGAGAAGCAGAAGCGCCGGGAGGAGGAGGAGGAGCGCCAGGUGCUGCUCGCAGUGCAGAGGAAGGAGCAGGAGCAGAUGCUGCGGGAGGAGAAGAAGCGGGAGCUGGAGGAGAAGGUCAAGGCCGUGGAAGACCGAGCGAAGCGGCGGAGGCUCAGGGAGGAGCGGGCGUGGCUGCUGGCCCAGGGGAAGGAGCUGCCCCGGGAGCUGUCCCACCUGGACCCCGGCUCCCCUGCGAGGGACGAGAGGAGGACGAAGGACCUCUUUGAGCUGGACGACGACGUCACCGCCAUGUACAAAGUCCUAGACGUGGUCAAGGCGCACAAGGACUCCUGGCCCUUCCUGGAGCCUGUGGACGAGUCGUACGCCCCUAACUACUACCAGAUCAUCAAGGCCCCCAUGGACAUCUCGAGCAUGGAGAAGAAGCUGAAUGGAGGCGUGUACUGCACCAAGGAGGAGUUUGCGAGCGACAUGAAGACCAUGUUCAGGAACUGCCGGAAGUACAACGGGGAGAGCAGUGAGUACACCAAGAUGUCGGACAACCUGGAGCGGUGCUUCCACCGGGCGAUGGCGAAGCACUUCCCCGGCGAGGACGGGGACACGGACGAGGAGUUCUGGGUCAGGGAGGAUGAGAAGCGGGAGAAGCGGCGCAGCCGGGCGGGGCGGGGCGGCGGCAGCCAGGUGUGCACGCGCUCCCGCGACCCCGAGGGCCCCAGCCGGAAGCAGGCGCCUGCGGAGAACGGAGGGAAAGUGCUGCCGCCCUCCCGCCGGGCCCCCCCCUCGUCCGGAGACGGCCCCAGCAGCAGCCCCGCGCAGCCCCCUCGGGACACGGGGGCCACCAGCGGCCGGGGCCUCGCUCGUCCCCCACACUGCAGUGGGCCGCCCAGCCAGGCGCCUCUUCUGGGCCCGACGCGGCCUGCGGUGCCCGGGACGUUCGGCCCUCUCCGAGGAUCGGACCCUGCCGGCCUGUUCGUCCCCUCCCGGGUCCCGGAGCCGCACCCCGGGGAGCCCCUGCAGCAGCCACAGCUGUUUGCUGUGCAGCCUCCGGUCGGGACGGACAAACGCCGAGGGCCUGGGCUGGGCACGCCCGACGAGAAGCCCGUGUGUGGGGGGCUCGCCCACCUCUCCCACGGGGGGUUGCGCCCGGGGCCCCUGCGCCUCGGGCACGGGAGUGGCCCGGGUCAGGAUGGAAGUGCGUACCCCCCGGCUCAGUUCCAGCCCGGGCUGAUGGCGCCCCGGCACGGAGGGGUCCCGGCCCGGCCCCUGGACUUCCCUGAGAGCCCGGAACUUCCUCCCAGCCACGUGUACCGCCCGUACAAAUACCUGAGCCGAGCUCACCCUGCCGUCUGGAACGGGAACCACGGCACCGUGAACCCCGGGCCUGCGGGCCCCGGCGACAAGGCCCUUCUGGAGGCCGGCCUCCCGCACCAGCCGCGCAGCCUGGGCCACGCGGGGGUGGACUCCCGGGGCAUGCGGCCGCCGCCGCCUCCCGGCCAGUGGGCCGAGCGCCCCAGUUUCCUACCUCACGGCGUUCCCCCUCCGGGGUACAUGCGGCCCCCCUGCAGGCCCGCUGGGCCCCGGCUGCAGCCCCCGCCGCUGGCGCCGGGCCCCCUGUUUGGAGCCCCCUCCCAGGCUCUGCGCGGGGUGCAGGGCGGGGACUCCAUGAUGCAGAGCCCCGAGAUGCUGGCCAUGCAGCAGCUGUCCUCCCGCGUGUGCCCGCCCGGCGUGCCUUACGCCCGGCCGCCCGCGCCCCCCCACGUGCCCGGCCCCUUCCCGCAGGGGGCUCACACCGUGCCGGUGGGCCUGCCAGUCCCCAAGCCUGCCUUGGGGGACCCCGGCAGGACACAGGACAACAGCGAGACGCGGGAGCCCGAGCACGACCCAGCAGCGUCCUUGCCUGGGCUCGAGAAGCCCCCCGGGGCAGACGCCUCCGACGGCAGGCACCUCCCGCAGCCACCUCGCCCUGCGCCCCCCCGGCAGAGCUCGCCCCGGGACGGGGGGGCCGAGGGCCCCGCGGCCUCUGAGGACAACUGCCGGGCAGCCAAGGGCAAGAGUGCCUGGGCCUCGGAGAGCAGCUACCCCGGCCCCACAGCUCAGGGGUGCACGAGGGACCUGCCCGCGCUGGUCGGCCGAGGGGCUCUGCCCGAGAACGGGGUGCUGUCUGAAGGGCCCCCGUGCGGCUCGGAGGGGAAGGGCCUCGGGGGCUGUGGCCUGGAACAGCCCCUCUGUCCCAGGGGCAAAGCGCUGCAGGACCCUGUGCUGUGUGCCGGGCCGAGCCCUGCGACGCCCCCCGGCGCAGACCCCGGUACGGCGGGGGGCGCCCUGGGCCAGUUCCCUGCCCUGUACCUGCCUGGCCUGGAGUACCCCGGCUCGGCUGCCCACUUCCACGGCGGCGCUGGCCUGCAGGGCCUGGGCCCCGCCCUGGGCGCCAAGCCCUCGGGGCCCCAGCCGUCGCAUUUCCCGCCUCGGGCCUUCCACCCCGGCAGCCCUCCCUCGGGGGCGUUCCCCCGGUAUCGGCCCCACCAGGGAAUGAGGUAUCCCUACCAGCCGCCGCCUCAGCCUUCCUACCACCACUGCCAGCGAACUCCGUACUACCCCUGCGCCCAGGGCUUCCCCGACUGGCAGAGACAGCUGCCGGCCCCGGAGAGCCCGGGCGGGCCCCCCGCCAGCCAGCCGCCCCCCCCGAGGCCCCUGUUCUCGGACAAGAGCACCAUGGUCAGCCUGCAAGGCUGUGAGACGUUGAAUGCUGCCUUAAUGUCCCCCGCCCGCGUGGACGCGCUGGCCGCCAAGGCCGCCACCGCCGACGGGCAGGGCCCCGGCCCGGAGGAGGAGGAGCUGGACGAGCCCCUGGAGCGGCCGGAGAGCCCCAAGGAGUUCCUGGACCUGGACAACCACAACGCGGCCACCAAGCAGCAGGGCGCGCUGCCUGCCAGCGAGUACCUCUACGGGGCCCCGCCUCCGGCCCUGGGCGCCGGGAUGGGGUUUGCGCCCCCCGCCUUCCCGCCGCACGGGGGCGUGCUGCAGGCCAGGCCUCCCUACGCCCCGCAGCCGGCCGGCCACUUCCAGCCCCGGGCCUUCGCCUCCGCCGUGGCCUCCCAGCCCAACGGCCUCCCGCCAGAGGGCCCCGUCUACCGCUGCCCGGAGGACGGCCUGGGCCACUUCCAGGCUGUGAUGAUGGAGCAGGCGGGGCCGGCGGGGGCAGCGAGGGGGCCCUUCCAGGACGCGUACAGGCCCUCGGGCGUGCAGGUGCAUCCCGUGCAGCCGCCACCCUCUUUCCCAAAGACCCCCGCCCCAGGAGCGCUGCAGGAAGAGCUGCCGCCCCACAAGGCCCCGACACUCCCCCUCGAUCAGAGCUAGUCCGGGGAGGAAACAGCCCCAGGAGACAGAAGGCUGUACAAGACGUCGGACCGAGGGGCCAGGGAGUCUCGCCCUCCUCUGCUCCCCGCCCUGCCGCACCCCCC